Eruca vesicaria subsp. sativa (arugula) is the source of this 647-nucleotide messenger RNA. The record is from the annotation of a GenBank genome assembly. NCBI's taxonomy places the organism in Eukaryota, Viridiplantae, Streptophyta, Magnoliopsida, Brassicales, Brassicaceae.
GAAGAGUUUGUUAUUAAAUCCGACCAGAGCCAACGGAAAGGUGUUUUGUUGCGAAGAAGAAGAUGGGUGAAGAGACAGUGAAACCUAUUAGGUUACUUAAUUUCGUCUCCGAGGAUCAGUUAGAGGAAUCGAAGAAAGAAAGAGGCGAGAGAGUUGAAGAUGGAACUUUCCAGAGAGACAGGGCUUUGUAUGAGAUUUUGAAAGAGAACAAAGACAAAAAGGACGCUGAGUUUAACGAACGUUUCAAGCAUAGACCACCCAAAGCUCUUGAUGAGGAUGAGACUGAAUUUCUCGACAAACUCGAACUGUCAAAGAAGGAAUAUGAACGGCAAUUAGCAAAUGAAGACGAGGAACAGAUUCGUAGUUUCCAGGCAGCAGUUGCAGCACGAUCAGCCAUCAUCUCUCAAGAACCACAAGAAGCUGCACUCCCACCAUCAGCUCCAUCCACUAAAGAACAAAAAACAUCCGGGAAGAGAAACCCUGCUACUCGUCCAUUUAACACUAUCAUAAGAGUCAAGCCACAACCUAAGAAGGUUAAAGCACCAGAGGAAGAGAAUAUUGACCAGAGUUCUUUGGUUUCUUCUAAAACACUACAAACAGGUUUAGUCUUAGUCUCAUAUAGUGAUGAAAGUGAAGAUGAUGAUUAA